GUUGGUGCUGCUGGUGCGGUCAUGACUCAUUUCUUCAUUAUUUCUAGUAAAUGAACUAAUUCUCCCUUUCUGACUCUGUCCGUACAUACAGACAUCUGGCUGAUGUAAAAACAAACAGUAAAGUUUGAGACAAACAGAAAGAGUCUCCUGGCACUCUGUGUGUGUGUGAGUGUGUGUGCCAAGGAAUGAUGCCUCUUUACUGGCUGGUGCUUUGGUCAACGCUCCCUCCUCUGGCUCUCUGCUGUGCUCCAGACUGUUGUACCGUGCACGAGAGCAGCAGCAACAGCGUGUCUCCGCUGCUGAAAGCCUUGCAGUGCCACAACGACUACGAGACCCAUGUCGUCUGCAAGUGGAGGGAGCACGGAAACACAACCCUGCAGCUCUGGUUCGUGACUGAAAACAACAGGGAGCAGUGUUUGCCUUAUGGUGUUGAGGAGGAAAUUGAACACAGGACUGACCAGUGUCGAUAUGAAACCCGUGCAUUUGCCAUCGGCAUCAAACACACCGCCUUCUUCCUCGAAAACAAGACACUCUGCCCCUCUGUUCCACACAAGCCUCUCGAUCUCUCCCUGCACCUGAGAGCCCGCCCACCAGUGAAUCUGUCCACACAUCAUGGAGUUGAUGGGGGCAGACGGCUCAGCUGGUCCAGCCCGUACCCCUCCUCAUCCCCCCUGAACAGAAACCUCACAUAUCAGCUCAGCUACAGGCCGCACGGACAGGACAACUGGACGUCUGAGGACGUCACAAACACCAGUGUGAAACUGGAGAAGGGAUUCUUGCUCCUGGGUCGCAGGUACGAAGCCCGGGUGAGGGUCCGGGCCAGCGUGGGCCAGUGGAGCGACUGGAGCCCUGUGGUGACCUGGCACACUGAAACAGACACGGGGCAGUUUCCCAGCUUGCAUUGUGUCCUGGAUGGAGCGAGGGAGGUGACGUGCAGCUGGGAGGUGAGCAGGGACGUGGAUCACUUCAUUACCUACCAGCUGAUACUUCGGAACAACCAGACGACGCCGUCUGAGAGGCGCUGUGUGAACCUGACAGUGAGCCCGGACCUCAGCGGGGGGUUGGUGAGGUACAGCUGCUCCCUGACUGUGGCAGACCCUGCACAUCUGCUGGUAGAGCUCCAACCAUCACGCCGGGCCAAGAGCUUUUGGGUCUACCAACACAUUCAACCCAAACCACCGCAGCAGGUGAAAGUGAAGCCAAAGCACAGAAACUGGAUAGUGUACUGGACUCCUCCGAGCACAGCUUCAGAAGUGGAACUGUUUUACCAGGUCUGCUAUUACAGGACCCAGGAUCAGGGUUGUUCUGUCCUGGUGAACCUCACACGGGGCUCCCAGACCCUGUUGAUCCGGGAAGAUUCUCUGGCCCCGACCCAGCGUUACCAGGUAAAGGUGAGGGCGCUGGUCGUCCCUAAUUACUACCAGGGGAUCCCGUCUGAUUGGAGCCCACCUGAGGACUGGACCUCAAAUGAGGCCCCCUGGUCCGUCACAAAACUGAUCUACAUCACCGUCAGUGUGUUUGUGACCGUAGUCUUCCUCGGACUCUACUUCACCAUACCAGCAUGCCAAAGGAGGGUGAUUCUGUGGGUGGACUCGGUUCCUUCUCCAGCCAAAAGCAAAAUUCUGUCCGAGAUUAAGGCUGCCACCAGUACCUUCAUGCAGAAUGAGAGCACCACCUUGUGCAGGGUGCUGAGUUUGGACAAUGAAUCUACAUGCUCCUCGGAUGCUUUACUGUGGCCUACUAAGGACACAGAGAAAAAGCGCCUGCAGGAUGAGGACAGCUGGAAGUGUAAUGACCUGCCCCCCCCUGCUGAGAAGGUCAGCGACUCGGACACAUCCUCCAUGAGCUUCAGCGGGCCGUACAUCUUCUGCCAGGCAUCAGAACCCAACAGCAAGUCAAUGGCUGUCACAUGUAAAGAGGAAACACGAGAAGCCCCGUCAGAAGACUCUGCCUCUCCUUCCCCGCUGAACUUUGGUAUUUUUGGGGAAGGCUACGUUUGUCUGCCCAACCGCAACGUCUCCCGGUCCACACAGGACCUCGUAUCUCACAGCAACUCAAACAUGAACAGCACUGAGCAGAUCGAGCAGAUUCCAGAUGAGAUGGACGUCCAGCCGGUCCUCAGCGAGCCAAUCAGCAGCCCCCAACCUCCAGCCUUCACUUCCUGGCCUGAAGUGGGCACCACACAGGCUUCAGGGUACUGCCACCUCCCAGGAGCAAAGUGACCUGGAGAAAGAUCUUCUCUGCCACUUUUUUAGAAAGUUUUCGACUUUAUGUUAAGCUUCAUAUGCCUCCAUGUAAAAAAGGCCUCAUCUGUACUUACAAAUGGUACUUACACAAGAGAAGGGAACCAUUUUCCUUGGUUUCAUGUCUUAUCUGUCCCUGAUAUCAGGGUGGUUGUCUGACCAAUGGAGGGCAGUAGUGAGCUGAGCCUGGGAGGGCAAUGCAAGUAAAUGUAAAGGAUGGACUUCAGUAUGGCAAACAACAUAUAUCUAUCUUUCUGAGCUUUCUUUCCUCCCACAAUCCACGUCAGAAUGAAACAAGUGUACCUUAUAAUGUUUAAUAAUACAACAGCUCUGCUUAAAAGGCUGACUUUGUGAAGUGUGUGAGGAGAUAUUCUCUAGAAAAUGUUACAUAAUUGACUUAUGUAAAUAUUUUCUUAAAAAGAACCAAUGCAGAUUAUAUACCACAGGUUCUUGAAGAACUGUGUUGAAAUGUAGUGGUUUUUAUUACUUCCCCUGCCUCUGUCACAGCUGAGUUGAUUAAUGGAAACUGUAUUUCUUGAGAAAUUAAUGUAUGUUUGCUGACUGGCGCGUUUGCUGCGGUCAUGUUUGCACAGAGGUGUGUGAGUUAGGACCUUGUUGUCAUUGUUGGAGCACGCAUGGUGCUGAAUGUAUAUUUACAGUAGCUUAUGUUUUCUACAGGUAUGUUGUGUUGCACGGCCACUCCGUCUGAGGCCUGCAGAGAUUCAAAUGUGUUAAAUGUGAAUAUUACUUGCCAUUUCUUCAUCUGUUACAGUAAUGGCUUAACUUGAUGUGGGUUAAGGCUUAGAAAUGACUGAAAUAAUACUUAUUAAUACAUAAUAAUAUAGUUUGCUGCACUUGUAUCCUGUGAUAAAAACGUAAACAUGUCAAAUGUAGGAGCACAUAGACUGGUUUUUUUUUGUUGCCAGGCUACAGGGGGGUUUCUUAGCUAAUGCUAAGCUAUAGGUCAAGCUAGGUCGCUCGCUCUUGAUGUAGCGUAGCAUUUUAUGUCUUAGGUGUACAGUGUCUCUGUUAGUGCAACAGUGGUCUCUCUACGGAGUUAUUUAGUAAUGUGGAACUUUUGAAAAUGGCUUUUCCGCUGAAAUAAAACAGGUUUUUUUAGCA
Messenger RNA from Eleginops maclovinus (Patagonian blennie), 3365 nucleotides. RefSeq names its product colony stimulating factor 2 receptor subunit beta (gene csf2rb). NCBI's taxonomy places the organism in Eukaryota, Metazoa, Chordata, Actinopteri, Perciformes, Eleginopidae. Gene Ontology annotation, molecular function: cytokine receptor activity; protein binding. The transcript has 14 exons. The record is from RefSeq and is a predicted model, not a curated record. Gene Ontology annotation, cellular component: external side of plasma membrane. The coding region runs from base 186 to 2222 and encodes 678 amino acids. Gene Ontology annotation, biological process: cytokine-mediated signaling pathway.